This is a messenger RNA of Sabethes cyaneus, 1086 nucleotides long. RefSeq lists its product as uncharacterized. The transcript has a single exon. The record is from RefSeq and is a predicted model, not a curated record. The coding region runs from base 1 to 1086 and encodes 361 amino acids. Lineage: Eukaryota; Metazoa; Arthropoda; Insecta; Diptera; Culicidae.
AUGACCACCAGGUAUCGCUAUCUUGAAGGUUUACCAUUGGAAUCCUACGAAGGUGUAUCUCCACGAAUCCUAAUAGGGAUGAACAACUGUCGAUUGGGCCAUGCCCUGAAAAGCGUAGAAGGAGAGGAAAAUGAACCGAUGGCGUGUGAAACCCGCCUUGGCUGGAUAGUAUAUGGACUCUGCACAAUGGAAUCCGCGGUGGUAAACGCUAAAUACAGCGGUCAUCACAGUUUCCACAUUAACCUGCGGGUUGGAGAGGUAAUGAACCCGAGCUUAGUCUUGAAAAGGUAUACUAUCGAACCACCAGGAACCUCUGGUUCAUAUAAGCUACCAACUUCGAAGGAUGAAGCAUGUACGUUGCAAAUCUUGUCUACGGAAACACGUGUGGCGGGUAACCAUUACGAGAGUAGCUUACUGACUAGCGAGUUCCCGAAAGUGCAUAACGACGAAAGGCGAAGUUCUAAGUUCGAUGAUCUUGAUUCAAAGUGGAGGCUCUACUCCCCAACGGUUCCAAAUUUUGGCGGCUGCUCGGGAUGCUUGGAACAGUCUGUCAAGAGGACCCUCAACGAUCUGAACACCUUGCGCGUGCCCCCUGACGAAUUCCUGCGUUCCAUGCUAAUGGAGAUUGAAAUAAUACUAAACUCGCGACCGCUCACUGACAUACCGUCAGAUAACGAUACUGAACCCCCCCUAAUACCGAACCGUUUUCUGUUAGAGUCGUCUAAUGGGAGAAAGCCCCCGAUCAGUCUCGACGAUAGACCUGUUGUUCUCAAGCACUCUUGGACGAUGGCCCAGCUGUACACGGACAUCUUUUGGAAGAAGUGGCUGAAUGAAUACCUACCUACUUUGACCUGGAAGACGAAGUUCCAGUCCAUAAAAUCCAUCGAGAAGGGCGAUCUUGUGCUGAUCGUCGACUGCAAUCUCCCAAGGAACUACUGGCCACGAGGUCGCGUGGUGGACACCGUCUUGGCUAAACACGGACAGGUUCGCCGAGUAAUCGUCCAGACAGCGAGAGGAGUUCUGGAGAGACCAGCGACCAAGGUAGUGUUGCGAGACGUCGGUGCAAUGGAAGGUAAGCCACAGUGA